Molecule: messenger RNA, 6245 nt
Organism: Camellia sinensis
Lineage: Eukaryota; Viridiplantae; Streptophyta; Magnoliopsida; Ericales; Theaceae
Source: RefSeq, a predicted model, not a curated record
CUUCCUCUUUCUUCUUCUCUCUUCUACUUUGAGUUGCGUUUGAGUUUUGAAUUUGGAUUAAUUUAUGUGCAAAUAGUGCCUCAAUUUGGGUUUCUUUGUUGAUUAUUGUACAAUUCCGGUGAACAAAUGUUUGUGAAUUGGGAAUUUUGGGUCUGAGAUCUGUUGGAAUCGGUUUUGUUUGGGUUUGUGGUUGGAUUGAAGAUUUAACACGAGAGAAUGAAAGUUUAAAUUGGUUGUUAAUUUGGGAAAUAGCUUAAUUGGGUGAUUGCAUCAAACCAAAGGAGCAUGUUAAGUAGUAGAAUUGAUCUGGGAAAAUACCAACAAAAAAAUUCAGAUUGGAAUUUGAAGAAAUUAAAGAAUAAGAGCACGGAAUUUUUCUGAGUUCAACCUUGGAAAUCAAGAAUCUGUUUUUGGUGGUCUGGAUUCUUGCAUUUCAUUGUCAUAUAAUUUAUUUUAUGCAUACAAGUGGAUGAGUUUAUAGUUGUCAGAUAUGCAUUUAAUUAGAUAUGACUGCACCAGAACCAUGUCAUUGUCAUCUUGAAUCUUAUUGCAGCCAUUUUCCUUGUAUUUUUACUCAACUAGCAUGGUAUGUUAGCAGUCCUAGUGUCUUAUGAGUUCAACCCCCUAGUUCAAGUCCUUUAAUGUAGGAACUUCAACCUACUAAGCUGGUUAGAGAUGAGUUUACUGAAGCAAGCAUGACAAUGUUCUUGUUUGGCACCUUAAAGUAAACAAGUUGUAAAGCUAGACUUGAGAGCAUUUUUUGCGUAAUAGGCAAAUGAGCUUGGAUGAGCCACUUGACUGGCAUAGCCGGAGAAGUGCUAUACUUUUGAACUCCACAUGGGAAUCGUGAUUUUGUAUUAUGGUAUCAUAGAUGUUGCAGUAUUUAUUGCAUAAUUUUUUUUUGAGGUAUGCAAGAUGCAAGAUAUGCUGUUAAGUGUUAACAUUGCAUGAGAUUGGGGAUUACUGUUGUUCCUGCAAUAUGUUGGAAAAAUAUUUUGUCAUUAUUGCGGCAUUUUCAAAUAUGUGAUUAGCUAGCUAUAUGUCGAAGCAAGAACAUGAUCUAUGAUGUCUCAACUUUUUGUAUAAAAUGUCUUAUCAUCGAGGUAAUAUAAAAAAAAGCUUGGGGGAUCAUUGAUUCUCGGUCCCUGCAGAAGAAUUGUCAAAGUCAUGUACACUGCAGGUUUGCUGCCGAGAUAUUUCAUGACUUGCAUGAAGAAGUGAUGGCUACUUCUGCAAGAGGCCAUGGUUUAAUGGUUCGUGUCCAACAGCUUGAGGCAGAAUUUCCCUCAAUCGAGAAGGCAUUUCUCUCCCAGACCAAUCAUUCAUCUUUCUUUUACAAUACUGGUGUUGACUGGCAUCCUAAUCUGCGUAUGGACCAGAGUCUGAUCACACAGGGAGAUCUACCUCGAUUUGUUAUGGACUCCUAUGAAGAAUGCCGGGGUCCACCUCAGUUAUUCCUUCUAGACAAGUUUGAUGUUGCGGGUGCUGGUGCAUGUUUGAAGCGCUACACUGAUCCUUCAUUCUUUAAAGUGGACUCAUCAUCCUCUGGAAUGACAAAUGCAAAAGUUCAGAGGGAAAAGAAAAUCCGCAAAGCUAAGAAGAAAGGAUCACACUGGAGGAAUGGAGGAACCCCAGAGGUUCUAACAACAUCAAAUGCCAAACUGCAUCAGUUAUUUUUGGAAGAGAGUGUUGAGAAUCAUAUCAAUGACCCUGCACGUCGUGUGAAACUGAAGAGGAGGCUGAAUGGAUUUCCAUUUGGCUCAAAAACCGGGAAAAGUUACAUGGAACAAUUCUUGAAGAGUCCUACACCUGAUAGUAAUGUUCGUGAAAUCUCUGUUAACUUGUCGCCCUUAAAAUUGCCAUCCAAUAUUACUGGUGAAUCCGGGAUUGAAGUUCUUGAAAUCAGUACAGUUAGUCCUGAUAAAGAAUUAGUGCACCCAUGUUCAUCUCCUGAUGUUGAGGAGACAGGACGAAAACCAACCAUCGAUGAGCUGAGUGAGGAGGUCGAGUAUGGAAUUUCUGAAGUGCCUGGACUGAACCCUAUUUCUGAAGCAGAUAAUGUUCUGUCCACACUUCAUGAAGAUGUAGAUGAAAAGGAAAUAGCAGUUGACAGGGGAAGGAAAAUAGAAGGCAGUGUAGAUGGUUACCAAUCUGAUGAUAUUGCAAGUGAGGUAGACAAUUAUAUGGAUGCCCUUACUACCAUGGAUUCAGAGAUGGAAACCGACACUGAGUGUAAAGCCAAGAAUGAUCUGCAUUUCUUGAAUGUUGAAAAUCAGGGGAUAGAUUCUGAUGCAAAUGAAGAACAGCGGGACAUUCAAGCUCAUUUUUCAGAUUCUCAAUCAAUAGGAAACUCCACUGCAACAGAUGAUGGAAACAGCUCAUCCAAAAAAGGACUAUUUAGUUUUUCAUUUUCUGAUUCUCUAAGCAAUUCGACUGAGAAUAUGCUAUCUGAUGGGGAUGUUUCAGCUAAAGCUCUCCAAUCUACUGAAAUUUGUGAAUUUGAGAUUGUUAACAUGGCAUCUGACAGGCAUACUGUCAAUGAGGAGAGUCCAUUGACCCAAGCUCCAAAGCACAUGGCCUGUGAUGGUGUUUGCAAUGAAGAAGCCAAUAUCCCAAGUUACAGGCCUGAAUUUGCAGAACCAUCCUCUAUUUCCUGUCAUGCUGAUUCAACUCCCAUGCUUGUACCUGUAGAUCCAGUAAAAAGUUUGAUGGAAUGUUCAUCAGUGGAACCGGAAUUGGAUGAAAUAUCUUCCAAUAAUGAACUUAAUACAAAAUAUAGUAAUCUGGAAGAGAAUACAGCAUAUCUGGGAGAAAAUUUACCCUGCACAUCUAAUCUCUCUGAUAGUCCUUCCCAAACGCGAGAUGAUUUCCCCCCUGAGCUGUCUUCUGAACACCAUCAUGCGGAUGAGUUUGAUGAUGAGGAUCCACACACAUUAUCUCAUGCUUCACAGCAACUUUCAAACAUCUUGGAGCCAGCUGCUCAUGGAAAGAAUAGUAAUGAAAGUUUGGUAGAUGAUUCACUUCAAGCAGAAUACGCAGAAGAUGAAUGUCCCGAAAUUUCGGUUGACAUUCAGAUUGACUCACCACAUUCAGUUGCUUCACAUGCAGAAGAGCAGCAUCUUGAUUCAGCCUUCCCAGAACUGGAAACUUGUCAUCCUGAUAUGAAGCCUGAUGGCAUAGUUUCUAAAGUAGAUGAUGCUCCUCCAAUGCCCGAGGAGAAAGCAAUUAGCUCAACUCCGACGGUGGAUAAUCUAGAGGCUACUAGCUUUACAAAGCAGCAGUUCCUAGGAAUAUCAGAAAAUAUUUCCCCACAUGAACUUGAUUCAGCAGAAGUGGGUUUUUCAUAUUCUAGAGAGAAAAAUCUUGAUGCGGCUUCCAAUGCAGCAGAUUGUGAAGAAUCGGGUGGAUUCUCCACUGACAUGGAUAUCAUUGGAAAGGAUGAUAGCAGCCUUAAAUUUUCACCUGAUUUUCAAAGCUCUCCAGAUCCUCCACCAGUUCCCAAUGUGCAUUUAGAUGAUGUAGUAACUGAAACUGUUCAUUCCGAAGUUGUGAUUGUGGCUACUGCUGUUGUUGGCUCACAUUGUGAUGAUAAUGAAGACGACAGCAAGUCUUGUACUACCAGUCCCACAAAAUUGCAAGAAGAAUCUAUUACUAUUCUUGAGGAUUUACAUCAGAAUAGUAUGGAAAUCAACAAGGCAUGUUCCCCAGAGCAUCUUCAAGAAUCUUGCACAGAAAAGGAGGUGGAUCAACAGGCAGUUGCUUCAUCAAAUUUGGAUUCUGUUUUGUGCAAUACAGUUUCUUGUGAUGAUUCUAAUUCAGAAUUCCUCAAUAGUGUUAUUGACUCUUCUAAGGUUGCAACAUCCAGAAACAGUUUGCAUAUUGCUGAUGCUACCACAGUCCCAUUGUCUUCAGAUCAACAUGACCAAGAUUCAGAGUCAAAAUCUGCCCAGAAGAUUAAUGCUAUUGAGAUUGCAGAAGAUACUGUAUCUUCACCUACCCAUCAUAAUGCAGAGCUAAAAAUGCAUAUUGCUGAUGCUACGACAGUCCCAUUGUCUUCAGAUCAACAUGACCAAGAUUCAGAGUCAAAACCUGCCCAGAAGAUUAAUGCUAUUGAGAUUGCAGAAGAUAUUGUAUCUUCACCUACCCAUCAUAAUGCAGAGCUAAAAAUGCAUAUUGCUGAUGCUACGACAGUCCCAUUGUCUUCAGAUCAACAUGAUCAAGAUUCAGUGUCAAAAUCUGCCCAGAAGAUUAAUGCUAUUGAGAUUGCAGAAGACACUGUAUCUUCACCUAUCCAUCAUAAUGCAGAGCUAAGAACUCCAUUGGAGCAAAAGGUUGAGUUACAAGAUGAUCAAUUUGAUGUGGAAUCAUGGGGUGAGCAAGAUUCAGAAUCAAAAUCUGCCCUUCAGAUUCAUGUUGUUGAGAAAGCAGAAGAUGCUGCAUCUUCACCUACCCAUCAUAUUGCAGAGCUAACAACUCCUUUGGAACAAAAGAUUGACUUACAAGAUGAUCAAUUUGAUGUAGAAUAUUGGCAUGCAGACCAAGCAAGCUCCGAGCCAUUUUCUCUGGUGGAUCAAAUACAAUCUCCAAAUUACCUGGAUCAGGAAAGAUACACUGAUGCUUCGUCCGAAUUUUGUGCAGCACAACCUCCUGUGUCGGAGUUCUUUCCACAACUUGAUGUCUCUGAGCAAGCCAAGGAUUCUGGCCUGCUUCCUGAGGUAUCUCAAAUCAAUUUGGAUGAGAUGCCUCCAUUGCCACCUCUUCCUCCAAUGCAGUGGAGGUUAGGGAAGGUCCAAAAUGCUUCCCUAGCUUCAGAGAGAGAUUUUGUAGGACAUAAUCCGGGUUCCUUUCCACCAAUAUUGCCAUCUACAGCUGAUGCAAAAACUCAAUUGUGUCAUCCAGCAAUAGAGGGAGAAAUUAUUCAACCUUCAAACCCAUUUUUGCCAAUCUCAACUUUAAAAGAUGAGAAUUCUCAACAUGGUUGUAACAACUUAGUGGGUUAUAUGGUGCAUUACGAUACAUCGUCAUUGCAAGUGCCAACCAUGGUUAAUCACAGAAAUAGUGAAGACGAUUUCUCAUCUUCAAUUAGAACACAAACCACAAACCCAUUCUUAAAGCUGCCAACAAUAUAUAGUGAAAGUUCAGAACAUGGUUUCCUCACUUCUGAGGGAGAAACAGCACAGCCUAGUGUGAAUCCAUUCUCACCAGUGACCAAUGUUGGAGAUACAGUUUUUACGUUUGCUUCCGGGUCUUUGCCGAAAAAACUGGUUCAGCCUCUGCAUCAAUCAGCACCAGAAACAAGUUUGGAGGAUGAGAAGCUUCAGAGUACCUCUGUAAUUUCUGAUGGGAAACCGGUUGUGCAGGAUGACCAGCCCCAGCAUGUUUUUUCAACUUCGGAAGGACAAACUGAUUGGUCAAUGGGUGCAUGUGUUCCACUUCCACCUUUUGAAGAUGGAAAGCCAAAUGGAAAUAGGCCGAUGAAGCUUCCAAGACCUCCAAAACCUCUCAUUGAUGCUGUCGCUGCCCAUGACAAAAGCAAGAUGAAGAAGGUAACGGAACGGGUUCGGCCUCAGAUUGGACAGAAGGCUGAUGAAAGAGAUUCACUACUGGAACAAAUACGAACCAAGUCUUUCAACUUGAAACCUGCAACCUUGGCAAGACCCAGCAUUCAGGGUCCUAAUACCAAUUUAAAAGUUGCUGCCAUUUUGGAGAAAGCUAAUGCUAUUCGCCAGGCAUUUGCUGGAAGUGAUGAUGAAGAUGAUGAUGAAGAUAGCUGGAGUGAUUCAUAAAAAAAUUAUUUUCUAGGGAUGCUUUUGCGUUGAGAUAAUUACGAUGAAGUGUAUUGUGAUUCUUGAAGCCGAAUGCUUAGGAUUUUUGGCUCUUGGGUCUCCAAUAUGCUGUAUUCUUUUCCUGCUCUACUGUAGCUCCGAUUCUCCAUGUAUGAUAUUUCUUCUCUCUGUCUCUCUCAGAUGUAGUUAUUAGUGGUUGUGUCCUGCCCACAGAAAUUUGUGGGGGUUACCUACGUGAUAUACGAGUGAGAGUUGAGGUGUAGCGUGCAAGCGCUUUAUUGUUCAAUUUCUAUGUAGAUUUAGGCGGGUAUAUAUUGGAUUGGGGGUGUCACGUGAUUUCAUUUGUAAUGCAUGUUGUAUGCAUUUUUUGUAACUAGUAUAUCAGCAUUGUUGUAGCUUGGAUUCUAUAUACUUGAAUGCUUUUUUCUAGUCAAUGUUCCCUUGGCUUUGCAAAUUGUA